CGACUCCAGCCGUGUGAGUCUUCGUCGAGCCCCUCCUUCAACGCCUCGUGGGACAUGAUAGGGCAUGCGGCGGUACGUCCAUUUGCUGACUGCGCUAUACUCACUUGCUGUUUUAUCUUCGAGGUUCCUGAUACUUGCCUUCGCUCGUCUCGCUCGUGAGGAGUUGCAUAAGCAGGUGCGUUGUCUGAUCUUGACAUCAUCCAACUGAACUAUCUAUCAUUGUACAGAGAUGCAGAUCAUCCAGUCAAGAUGUCAUUCGAACGGCUGGGAGUGAUCCUGCACUCAGUCGCCACAACGCCUAAGAUCGUGCACGUUUCCCAUCGAAGUCACCCCCCUUUCCAGCAUCAGGCUGUCUAUCCAACAUUGUCGUCGCCUCAUCUUGGCGCAUUCGGCAUCUCGCAUGCUUCUGGGGGCCAUGGGUUCGAUUGGGAUACUCCUUUGCUCGAGGGGAUAUCACGAGCUUGUCCAAAGGUGUCACGGCUCACCUUGGAUGUUGUCAUCAAGCUCGCAGCGCAGUUUGAUCUCAGCCUCAUCCUCGGGAUCCUUCGCGGGUUGCCUUCUCUCCUCUCUUUAGAGAUCGAUCUCUGGAGAGCGCGCGCAGAGAUUACGGAUCCACCCGUACAUGAUGCGUCCUCGCUACUGCAGGAGCUCAUCGUCACGGACACGGAUGCUCUUCUGGCCUUUGCGAUUAUGCGAUGGUUCGGUAUUCGCCACUUGCGGUUGCUGCGGCUUCUGCGCAUCGAAGGGCGUUAUACGCGCGACGCAGACAUGUUGGCGAUGAUGCGAUAUAUUGGCAGCCAAGGGUCCUCCACUUUAUCCCAUGUCGAAUUCCGGCUCGCCAGCGGGUAUUGCGACAUAUCCCCCGAAUAUGUAUUCCCUUUGUCGUCGUUCCGGAAUAUGCGAUACCUGGCUAUAUCCGGAUAUGACUCGCUCUUCACGGAAGCGGACUACAACGACUGUGCACGAUGGUGGCCCGAGUUGCGCACGUUCGAGCUCGACGUGACUCGUGGCGACUUAUGUGAACCAUGCUCUUUGCAAGUGCUCAUUUCCUUUGCGGAGCAUUGCCCUCAGCUGAAAUAUUUGACGGUUCCUCUGGACGCCGUCGAAAGCCCUCUUGUCAUCCCGCAGUCGCUACGGCAUCUCAGCCUCCUCUCCCUCGACGUCCUCGAAGGUGCAAAUAUCAACGAUCUGCGCGAAGUUGCGCUCUUUCUAUACAACCUAUUUCCGAACUUGGAGGUGGUUGCCACUUCGUUCAGGGAGGAGCCAAAUGAGUACUACGAUCAUGGCACGCGCUGGUUUGCUGUUAGCGAAAUAGUCAACGUACUGAGGAUGAUCAAAGAGCGAGGGUUGUAG
This is a messenger RNA of Schizophyllum commune H4-8, 1353 nucleotides long. RefSeq lists its product as uncharacterized. NCBI's taxonomy places the organism in Eukaryota, Fungi, Basidiomycota, Agaricomycetes, Agaricales, Schizophyllaceae. The transcript has 4 exons. Bases 250 to 1353 code for a protein of 367 amino acids. The record is from RefSeq and is a predicted model, not a curated record.